GAUAAACCUCCUCAUCCAUGAUGGUGGUGUUACCCACGAACACGUCCAGCUCCACUGCCAUCUGCGUGGAGAAGAAGCACAAGCAAAAAGUCAGGAGCCACCGGGAAACUGAGUUCAUUCAGCCGAGGCGAGCGGAGCACAGCCUGAUGAGACGAUGCCAGCGACGUAAAAAUCACAACAUCUGCAGGGUGUGCAUCCGAGGCUGCUGGAUUAAGCCUCCGUGGAUCGACCGGGCCUUUGCACAUACUACAGCACAGAGAAGCCCACGGGGCGACUGUUGCCUUCAAAAUACUGCGAGAGGAGGUAAAUUAAGGACAGUUGCGUUCCCGGAGGCCUUUGGAGAACACAGCCUGCUGCUGAGAGGAUGACAGAUUGACAUUACUGAGGGUUUGCGGUGCAUUUUCCACACACGACCUCAUUAAGGCAUUAUCCACGGAGAACGGGCACUGGGUUCAGAAUAGAACAGGACUGAAGUGGCAGCGCCUUCAAGAAAGCCAUCUAUUCUAAGAUUUCACAUGUUUGUGCUUUGAUUUGGCCUCCGGUGCUGUAGUGAUUGCAUACAUGACAUCUGGCACUGGAUGGAGAUGAAGACGAGGAUGUGAUGACUCUGUGCUGAGCAGUGAAGUGUCUACAUCUCAGCGCUUUUAAUAGAUUCUCAGGUACCCUCUAGUUGUAGGUUUUUAAUAGAAAAUGGGCAGCGAAGGUGAGAUAAUAAAUAGAGAACUGUCAAAGAUGUCUGACGAGGAUUUGCUGGCGUGCUCCAAAGAGGAGCUGGUGAGCCGGCUGCGUAAAGAGGAGUCAGAGAAAAUCUCAGCCCUGAUCCAGAGAGGACGCCUGAUAAAAGAGGUAAAUAAACAGCUGCAGGGACACCUCCUCGAAAUCAGGGAACUGAAAGUCAUCAAUCAGCGCUUGCAGGAGGAGAACGUGGAGCUGCGGGACCUGUGCUGCUUCCUGGACGACGACCGGCUCAAAGUGAAGAAGCUGGCCAGGGAAUGGCAGCUGUUCGGGCACCACGCGGCCAAAGUGAUGCGGGAGGACCUGGGCGGGUACUUGAAAAAGCUCGCGGACCUGGAGCGCAUGCAGGACGGGCUGGUGAAAGAGAAUUUGGACCUGAAGGAGCUGUGUCUGGUCCUGGAGGAAGAGUGCGUCAGCAGGAGCGACUCCAGCCCUGGCGGGUCCACCGAGCUCAACCUGCCCUGCAUGGUGGCCCGGGACCUGGGGGACGGGAGCUCGAGCACAGGCAGCGUGGGGAGCCCGGACCAGCUUCACCUGGUGUGCUCACCUGACGACUGAUGACAAGUUUUAUGUCACCAUCCAGGGUUUCAUCUAGAGAGGGGGUUGGGGGUUGGGGGUGGGAUUGACAGAAUGGAGACACGCGAGCUUUGUCAGACAGUACAAAUCAAAUUGGUGCAAAAGCAUUAGGGCCUUCUGGAUGCUGCAAAGAUCUGUGUGCCACUAGGUUUUGACUUGACAAAGAUUCUUCACUAGAGACUCUUUCAGGACUUCACAAAGACAUUUAAUAGAUGUUUGCCAGAUGAUAAUGUAUCUAAAUUUUACAGUGUUUUUUCUAAAGACUCGUCUGUUUUUGGAAAAUCCUCUUUUUUCAGUGGUCUGUUGUUGGGAAAAAAAUGGGACCAAAAAAAGUGGGUCACAUAUAUAAAUUUAUCUCAUGCACUGGACUAGCCUACACUGGUAGAAGCCUUUUUUCUAUUGCACUGGACAGCGUUACCAUGAGUCUUUAAAUCACAGAUCUAAAGAUUCAUUUCAAUCCAGUUUUGAGCCAUAUUUAGUCCACUGAAUUCCAAUAGCACUGAAAUAUAGAGUUGUGAUAAAAAAAAAGAUGAAACUAUUUGAUAUUUGCUUUUGCUAGAUGCCCAAUAAUGUGUAAUAUUUUAUGCACUCUCUUCCUCAGGACAGGAUUGGAGUGCCAUACGUGCAUGAUGAUUGUCACAAAAUGUGUACAGGCCUGUGAAGCAGUCUGGUGUGAAGGCCCUUCAGGUUUUUACUGCGGGUGGGGCUGCUGUGCAUAAUGUAACAUGUGCUUAGAGACUGGGCAGAGCCAGCACACUUGUUAAGGUUUUGGAUCAGACGUGGUAAAAAAAAAAAAAAAAAAAAAAAAAGUCCCUGGACCUCACUCAGAGCUGAGCUGAAUAAGUUCUGUCACUUUUUAAAAAUCCAACUGGAAACUCUUUAUAUCAAACUGGAAGGUCUACAAGUUUUAAUCAUUUCUAUUCUAUUCUAUUCUACUCUAUUCUAUUCUAUUCAAACUGAGCUGUUUAAAUUCACUUGUAGGACUUUUUUGUUUUGUUUUGUUUUGUUUUUUUUUCUUUUGAAAUUACAUUGUUGUUGUUGAUGUUCAAUUAGCAUAUCACAGAGUUUGUUUAAGUUGGGCAAUGGUCAGCUUUCUCUUCUGUAACUCACGCUUUGUAUUUACCCUGUAACAAUAGGGAUCUUAACUUUCUUAACUCUGACCCUUCUUUAUCUUGGUUUAUCUGUAUUAACUAGCAUUACUAACCGAUUUCAGUUUAAAUCAUAGAUAAUGCACAUGGAUUAGAAAAGAUUUAUUUUGUCGUUUAGCUGUUUAUUGGUGGGCUAUGCUCGUAGUGCAUUGAAGAGCUUUAAAUACAGUGGGUAUGACACUUUG
Messenger RNA from Lates calcarifer (barramundi perch), 2644 nucleotides. RefSeq names its product coiled-coil domain containing 85B (gene ccdc85b). The transcript is spliced from 2 exons. Gene Ontology annotation, biological process: negative regulation of DNA-templated transcription. Gene Ontology annotation, cellular component: nucleus. Lineage: Eukaryota; Metazoa; Chordata; Actinopteri; Centropomidae. The record is from RefSeq and is a predicted model, not a curated record. The coding region runs from base 691 to 1293 and encodes 200 amino acids.